This is a messenger RNA of Manihot esculenta (cassava), 2597 nucleotides long. Its product is annotated as amino acid transporter AVT6A. The coding region runs from base 816 to 2198 and encodes 460 amino acids. Lineage: Eukaryota; Viridiplantae; Streptophyta; Magnoliopsida; Malpighiales; Euphorbiaceae. Gene Ontology annotation, molecular function: amino acid transmembrane transporter activity. Gene Ontology annotation, biological process: amino acid transmembrane transport. The transcript is spliced from 6 exons. The record is from RefSeq and is a predicted model, not a curated record.
UUUUACAGUCAUCAACAGCAAACCAAACAGUAAUUCGCAACCAAACAGUAAUUCCAACAGAAAAAAAAUUCCCGGAGGUUUUGUGAAUCUUCACUUUAUUUAGCAUUCUGGUCAAUUUCUCUGUGUCCAUAUACCUUCUAUACAAACGUGUUCUUCAGCAAGAUUCUGUCGUUGCGUGUGGCUCUAUCUCUUUUGGUUUUUUUAUAUAUUAUAAGCUAAGCAUCCAGAAUUGAGGGCUUUGACAAAAUCUUUCUUGUAUGCUACUUUUCCUUGUUUUUGAUUCUUGGGUUUCUGUCAAUUCUCUCUUUUUGCCUAAAUCUUCAUUUAUUCCUAAUUGGAUCUUCAAUUAUUGAAGCUUUAUCCCUUUGAAUCCACAAACACAAGUGUUAGGGAGCUUGGGUUUGAUUUCUUCUUUGCUUUCAUCUUAAAAAUCCCUGUUUUUGGUUGUCAAUUAUAUGUUAUCAAUUGUCUCUAUUGCAGAUUAGUUGAUUUCUAAGCUUAUUUUCAGGCUUUCUUAUAUCAGUUGUAUUUUAGCUCAUUUCGUAACUGAUUUGCUACCAUUUAGAACAGAUCUAGCUAUCUAGAAGUUCGGUUUGUUGUUCGGGCUGUUGGGGAGUUUAAUAAGAUUCUGAGUUACUGUUAAAAGGCUCUUUGAAAAAGCUUCUUUAGAUCCAAUUCGGUUCUGUUCACUUUUAUCGUUUUGUGUUUUUAUGAAUUACAGAUAUUCUGGUUGCACACAACAGGAAACCAGCUGCUUUGUAGAUUUUGUAUAAGUUUCAAAUCUGUAUUUGAAGAAGUUUUAAGACAUUAAAAAGAUGACGAUUGGAAAUCAAGCUACAAAGAAUGAGGGAAAGUCGACGAAGAGCAAACAAGUUAAUGAGAUUGAUCCCUUGUUGCCUAAAAGGCAAGAGGAUGUUGGUUUUGAUGAGUUUGAUGGAGCUUCCUUUACUGGAGCAGUGUUCAACUUAUCAACUACCAUAGUUGGUGCUGGAAUCAUGGCACUGCCUGCCACCAUGAAAGUGUUAGGCCUUGGCCUUGGGGUUGCUAUGAUCAUCUUUAUGGCCUUCUUGACAGAGGCUUCAAUUGAGCUGUUGCUUAGGUUUAGCAGGGCAGCGAAGAGUGCUUCAUAUGGAGGACUUAUGGGUGAUGCCUUUGGAAAGUACGGAAGGAUACUGUUGCAACUAGCUGUUUUAAUCAACAACAUUGGGGUACUCAUCGUGUACAUGAUUAUUAUUGGUGAUGUGUUGUCUGGAACAUCUUCGAGUGGAGUUCACCAUGCCGGUGUGCUUGAAGGAUGGUUUGGAGAACAUUGGUGGACUGGACGAUUCUUUAUCCUUCUUGUCACAACACUUGCUAUAUUUUCGCCGCUUGCUUGCUUUAAGCGAAUUGAUUCUUUAAGAUACACAUCUGCCUUAUCAGUUGCUCUAGCAGUUGUGUUUCUUGUGAUCACUGUGGGAAUCACAGUUAUCAAGUUGAUAAAUGGAAGCAUAAUGAUGCCCAGAUUACUACCCAAUGUUACAGAUCUGACUUCAUUUUGGGAACUCUUCACUGUAGUCCCUGUUCUCGUCACUGCAUACAUCUGCCACUACAAUGUUCACAGCAUAGAUAAUGAACUUGAGGACUCCACUCAGAUAAAAGCAGUCGUGCGAACAGCACUUGCCUUAUGCUCAACUGUAUAUAUAAUGACCAGCAUUUUUGGAUUCCUUCUUUUUGGUGAUGGAACCCUUGAUGAUGUGCUUGCGAACUUUGAUACUGACCUUGGCAUUCCUUACAGUUCCCUGCUUAAUGAUGCUGUUCGCGUUAGUUAUGCUGCUCAUCUCAUGCUUGUAUUCCCAAUUGUCUUCUAUCCCUUGCGGCUCAACUUGGAUGGCCUCCUAUUUCCCUCAGCACGACCUUUGUGUCAGGAAAAUAUGAGAUUUGCAUCAAUCACCAUUGGGCUAAUUGCUCUGAUAUUCUUGGGUGCUAAUUUCAUUCCAAGCAUCUGGGAUGCUUUCCAAUUCACUGGAGCAACUGCAGCUGUUUGCCUUGGGUUCAUUUUUCCUGCUUCAAUCACUCUUAGGGAUCGCCACAACAUAGCAACGAAGAAGGACAAGAUAUUGUGUAUUUUCAUGAUUGUCCUUGCCGUGUUCUCAAAUUUGGUGGCCAUUUAUAGCGAUGCAUUUGCGUUGAUUAAAAAGAAUUCUUCACCUCGUGAAUGAUCUGGCAUGUUAAUCCAUACUGUGAAAUGAAUCAAGAAUUGGUCAUCUUUUAGCUAAGAGACCUUGAUUGGCAGAAUCUUUUCCAUUGCAACUUCUCCAGGAAGUGUAAUGAAGUUUAAUAAGACACUCGGAUAUAUGUGUAUAUGCAUUUUGCUGAAGACAGCAAUGGUCUCUCAAGACUUCUGGACCCCUUAUACUCUGUGCGUCGUUAUAUUUGGUGGUUUGUGGUUUGUUUUGGGUUUUAAUUUUGUGGAAAAGAAUGAGACUGUAGAAAUGAAGACAUAUAAAUAUAUCUGCAGCGCAUCUUGCUAGCUGAAUAUAAUAUUAUACAUUGUCAGUGUGAUAUUGCAUAUUAGAUAUUUAUUUACUUUAAAUAAGAUGUUUUUGGAUUAUGAGUUA